Molecule: messenger RNA, 1611 nt
Organism: Babesia bigemina
Lineage: Eukaryota; Apicomplexa; Aconoidasida; Piroplasmida; Babesiidae
Product: DEAD/DEAH box helicase, putative
Exons: 1
Coding region: 1-1611 (536 amino acids)
Cellular component (GO): nucleolus
Molecular function (GO): ATP binding; nucleic acid binding
Source: RefSeq, a predicted model, not a curated record
AUGGUCUCGUUUGAGGAAAGCGCCGACGAGACGGUAACACCGCCGUCCGUUGCCGCGGAAUCCUGCGGCGACAACGACUCCAUUCUGCAAUUUGGCAGACACCGCCUACACCCGACGCUCGUAGAAGCGCUGGCCGGCUCAUACGGCACAUUCACAGACAUACAGACAAAGGCCAUACCGCAAGCACUCGCAGGAAAGGAUAUACUCGUCAAGGCGCAAACUGGAUCGGGGAAGACUUUAGCCGCGCUGGUUCCUAUUGCAAACUUUUUAUAUAACUUGGAUGAUGCUGUUGGAGCUUGUGAUGUGAUAGUGCUUAUUGUUGUGCCUACAUCAGAGCUUGUGGCACAGACCAUUCAAGUGCUAAAUCGGCUUCUCAGGAAUGGAGUGACUGUAAGGGCUGGAUCAGAUGUUGCAGGGACAACCGCAAACGUGGUAGUCACGAAACCUAAAAACGCUAUUAUGUAUGCUAAAGAGCAUCAGGCUUCGCUGAAAAAGGUGGUCCUGGAUGAAGCAGACCUCCUGUUCGAAUUUGGUUUUAAAAAAGAAACCCUACAACUGGCUGAAGUGCUGAGGCACUUCGGUAGGCGCAAGCAGUUUCAGACUAUCAUGCUUUCCGCAACUUUGGACCAAGAUGUGCGAGCACUGGCUAACCUUAUUCUGUACAAACCAGAGUUCAUAGAAGCACAGUUCACACCAUCAAUGGGAUCUAUCAACGAAUUUUAUGUAAAGGUGGACGAGGAAGACAAGCUGUUACUCCUAUAUGCACUACUUAAAAUGGAUGCGGUGCCAUAUCCGACCUUAAUAUUUACGAACUCAGAUGAACGGGCAUACUUGAUUAAGACGCUGUUGGCUAAACUCUCCAUUGAAUCUCGCACACUCAGCCGAUUGCUUUCCCCGAGAAUGCGUCAAUCGCUGCUCAACAGUUUCAACCAGGGCAGUAUAGAUGUUCUCAUGGUUGCGGAUGACGCCCGAGGCGACAAGCUAUGCGCAACGCGAGGAGUGGAUUUCAAGUCGGUGCAGUGCGUCAUUAACUUCGACGCGCCUGCUGAUGUUACUGUGUAUACGCACAGGAUAGGGCGUACUGGUCGCAUGGGGAGCAUAGGGAGCAGCGUCACGUUAAUCACCGCAGCGGAUGAACCGCUAUUGGAGGGACUGCUUGCAGACGCUUCGAGGAAAAUAGAGCCUUUGCAAAUCGAAAAGGGCACGUUCGACAGUAUGCGAUACCGUGUGGAUGAUGUGGUUAAGGGUGUAACCAAGCGGUUGGUGGCGACGAGUCAGGUACAGGCGCUCCGCCAGAGCGCCCUGCUCGAAGAAGCGUUUGUCACCACACUCAGCAAACGUGACGAAGAACUACUCAAGGCGGUGGUCAAAAACGAUGACAAAAAACUCACGGUAGAAAAAAAACACCUUUCACACCUCCCCAAGUACCUCGUGAACGACCCACUGCGGGCGACCGUGCUCGAUCUACAGCAGAAGAUAAACGCCAAUGUGCGUCCAUCACAGAAAAAACAAAGCGCAACCAAUGAUGCGCCAUCGAAGUUGCGAGUCAAACGGAAGAAACACAAGAUUCCACGCAAACGACAACCCACAUUCAAGCGGAGGAAGAAAUAA